Molecule: messenger RNA, 6617 nt
Organism: Galleria mellonella (greater wax moth)
Lineage: Eukaryota; Metazoa; Arthropoda; Insecta; Lepidoptera; Pyralidae
Product: Krueppel-like factor 3
Exons: 9
Coding region: 806-1612 (268 amino acids)
Biological process (GO): regulation of transcription by RNA polymerase II
Molecular function (GO): RNA polymerase II cis-regulatory region sequence-specific DNA binding; DNA-binding transcription factor activity, RNA polymerase II-specific
Source: RefSeq, a predicted model, not a curated record
UAAUCCGAGCUUCAGUACGCAAAACCGGCCGCGGCGAACGGCAGUCGGUCCUAUUUUACUAUCUCGCCGUUGCUUCAACAGUAUUUUAGAAGGCUGCAUCGGCCGAGUAGCAGCCUUUUGCGCGAAAUAGAAUCGGCGAAUCCGAAUAAUACCCAAUCCGAACUGUAAUCAAUUCCUGCACCACAUCAAUUAAAAAAUCUUAAAAAAAUAAAAGGCUAUCACUUUUUGGCGGUUUCUAAACUUUUUCACCAUUCUAAAAUCCGACUUGUUUGAAAUGUAUCUAUUUAACACAAGAUAGUACGCAACUAAAGCGCCAGCAAUAAAAUCGGUUAAUACAAUUUUGACAGUUCUAUGAGUAGAUGAAAAUAUUUACUUUCGUGACGUGACUUUGGAAAACUUAACUUUUGUUUUAGUUAUUCUUAUCCUAUUGAAAUUACUAAGAAGUGUAAAAACGUAAUUAGGUGAACAAAAUAAAUGUAGUGAAUUGGAUACGAAGGGAUUUCAACUGACAUUUUCUAAAAUACAGAUUGAAAAAUGGAUCAUUUAUGGAACAGAGCAUUAGAAAACUUAGAAAAACACUUUAAUUUCAAUUAUUAUGUACUACAAUAACAUACAAUUCAUUAUGUAAUUAAAAAUAUAUAAUUUAUGUAAUUUUAGAAUUCUAUAAUUUAAGGCCAGUAUUAGAUUAAUUUUUUUUUUAUUAAAUAAUAAUGUUUGUUGUGCAUCGAGCUUACAAGCCCGCAAUACAUCUACUGGAGAUAUUAUUUUUUAACAAGACACCAUUGUGGUGACACGAAGGCCCUUGAUGGUGUCGAUGGAUGAGAGGGAAGGCGCUAGGCGCCGGGGAGGUGCUGUGCUGCCUGCAACUGUCGAGGCUUGCGGGCCUCCGAUUCAGCUGGAGCCAGUCGACCUAAGUUUGAAACGCCCACCGACGCCACGGCGACGUCUGCGUGCUAUCAGCACGAUUCCCACAUCGUCAAAGUUAGUCAAAGAAACUGAAUGUACUUCCACGCAAUUAUUAUUCCAGUCCAGCCAUCAGGUGCCGAAAAUUAAACUAGGGCCAGAUCUCCGCAGUGCAAGGAAACCAAAACCACAUCAGCAGAAAUUCAAACAACCAACACAACAGCCGAUUCCGCAAACACCACACGAUCUACCCCACAAGCAGUUCCUAUCGCCUCUCAUACCCUUCCCCGUAGCGCACAAGCCCACAGAAGCGGACCUGAAGAAUUUUCUCCUAAACACGGCACUACAGAACGCUCUAACAGGCUCUCUAAGCCAAUUAACACAACGGAAAACAUUCACGAAGCCAGCUGAAAAUGAAAAUAUUGAAGUUAACAAUGAACAGAAUAGACGCCGUCUCCAUAAAUGCGACGUGGCCGGGUGCCAUAAAGUAUAUACGAAGAGUUCGCAUUUGAAGGCGCACAAACGAACGCAUACAGGCGAGAAGCCCUACUCGUGUGCGUGGGCGGGCUGUGAGUGGCGUUUCGCCCGCUCAGAUGAGUUGACUCGCCACACCCGGAAGCACACUGGCCAUCGACCUUUUACCUGCCCGCUGUGUCGACGGUCUUUCGCCAGGUCUGACCAUCUUGGGCUGCAUAUGAGACGACAUUAGUUGUUAUAACACUAGCUCUAGUACUACCUGAGAAAUAGGAUGUGCGAAUUUAAGUCUUAAACUUUUAAGGUCUUUUGGUUCAAUUUAGGAUUCUGUACCUGUGAAGUUUACUUGUAUGUGUAAAGUAUUUUGCAAACGAAAAAUAUUUGUAAAGGAUAAAUAUGCAAAUUUAACUCUUAUAUGUUUAAAAGUUUUAGGUUCUUUUUAUUUUGACAACAUAGUGUGAUAAUGUCUCACUAUCUAUCUAUGAAAAGAGCAUUUCCCGAAUGCGAAAUAUAAAAAAUUAUAAAAGAAGUAUAUAACGUAUUCGUGAUUUUGAAUUACUCAGGACUUACAAUAAUGAUAUUAUCUCAUUGUACUCGCAAGAUAUAUUCUACUCCCAUUCCCAUUAUUCUCCAUUAGCUGUCGUCCUCUCUAUUCAAUAAAUUUUAGUGUAUUUCAUACAUAUUAUUAUUAUGAAACUAUGAAUCUCCAUUAUUACCACACGCUUUUUGUACAUGACUUCUCUUUUGUAGUAUUUUAAUUUAAAGAUAUUACAAUUAAUUUGCUUGAGAAUACAAUUUCAAUUUUAAGCACCAUUCACACAGUCCCAGAUCAAAGUUUUCUGAGCCCUGACCAUCAGAGCUUAAUAAUCCGUCAAGGACAUUCUGUUUGUUACCAAUGUUCGCACAUCAUUAAAAUUUUGUACUCGUGUAUUGAAAAAUUAAUGAUUAAUGCAAAUUUAUCUGUAUUUAUCAUCAAAUAAGAAUAAGUGUUCAUUAUCGUCACUAAUGCGCAAAUAACAUAGACACUUACGGUAAAACAACGUCCCUUAAAUAUUAGUGUUGUCUUUAUAAUGCAGUCAAUCGUUGAGAAUAAAUCAUUAUCUUUUUGAUUAAUCGUAUUUAUGGACCACAUUGUCUUUGUGUUCGCUCAGUAUAGUGUGGUCACAUGUGCUAUAAUAAAAUGUACAUAUACAUAUGUGUGUGAGUGUGAAGAAGUUUAUAUAAAAUGUACGCAUGCAAUUUUUUUCCUGUCCCUGACGGAAAUCUAAGAGGUGUGUGAACAGUACUUUACUCACCAGUCCUGUGAAUUGAUUUAUAUCACUGUUUUAUAUUGAAACUUUAAGGAUCAAUAUAUUGCAAUUGUAAUUGAAAUUCAUGCUUUAUACCAUACACAUAUAGCAUAAUCAGGUGGAUUUACAAAUUGUGCGAAUUUAUUACUGGAAUUUGAAUCUCAAGUAACUCUUAUUUUGUGCUCUCAAAUAAUCCCUUUUAUGUUGUGUUGUGUGUUUAUUUAGUAACGUUAUCCAACCUAAAUUUCUCUAAUUUGUGUUAUUAUUAAACUUAAGGUCAUGUAGUAGUAAUUAUUGGGAGAUUACAAAAACUUGAAUCUCAAAUGGAUAUCUGUAGCUUUCUACAUGUGUCUAUAAUUUUUUUUUUGUUACAAUAAUAGAAUGGCAACGUGAUUUUUAAUAUCGAUAUACACUGGUGGAGCACCGCAGUUAAUGGGGCCGCUAAUCCUCAUUACUAUCAAAAGUCAUACUAUAAUUGUAAUGUUACAUUUUUUUUUUGACGUUACACUUAAAGGCCAGUAUUUUAGGAUUAAUCUUCCGGAACUUCACUGAAUCCUGAAUAGCCAAUAUUUAUACCAUUUUCCACAUAAAGCUAUCUGUUUCAGCAAUUCAACUUGCGUUACGUUUAAUAUAUAAUGUAAUAUUACGUUUAUAAAGCCAGUAUAUUAGAUUUACUCUUUCUUACGCACUACUGAAAAUCUUUAGUGUUCCUUUUAUUGUCUACAUCGCUAUUUUAGUAACAUUACCUAGCAUUAUUAACUUAAGGGCCAGUAUAUAUAAAACAUUUAUUAAUAUAAUUAUACGUAGAAUUACAUUCAAGUGUGUAUUAAUUUAAAAUCUAUUAUAGAAAACGUAUUUUUUGAGGUGUUUAAAGUGUACUUAAUAUAAUUUUAAAUCAUGUUAUUAAUUAAUGAAGAAUCUAGUUGUCAACGUUAGUAAUAUGUAAGAAAAUAGUUAUAAGAGAAGAUUUCGAAAAUGGCGCGCGUGCAUGGGAUAAGACUAUAAAAUAUUAUAUUAUAAAAUCUUAAUAAUAUAAUAAAAUUGUAACGUCUGUACAUGGAAAACGUUUAUGAAAACAAUAUGUGAGCGGUCUUAAUGAAAGCAAUAAAAGUCGAAACAAUAAUUAUUAGACAUUUUCUUUGUAUGAAUAUUAAUUUCGACUUUACGCAAAAACUACAGCGCACACAGUUGAAUGGGGUUUUCACUGUUGUGUUCCUGAAAGUCUAACUUAUCUUGAUACGCCAUCUAUAAUUGGUAUAUUUAAGCAAUUUUACUACUUCUUAAAUUCACGCGUACAAAGUUGCGGAUAGAAAGCUAGUAUUCUAUAGAAAGACUGCAAAAAUUUGGAAUGGUCUUUUUUAUUUUUAUUUUUUUUGCAAGAAAAGAUGUUUUAGGUAUACUUUGUUAAGGAUUAUGAAAUAACGUAUUAUAAAUUCUUACUGAUAAAGAUUCUGUUCAGACCAACGCAAUUCUUAUUACAUACAUAUUUUUACUUUGUCAUUUUUUUUUCGCAUCCCGUAAAGCUAUAAAGGUCAUCUUCGGCCAACAGCAUGUACGGUUAGAAAAAAAAACAACUUAUUAUUUUUAUUUACAUAAUAUAAUGUAGUUGUUCAAUUAUUAUUAUUUUUUUAUAGAAUUUAGUGUAAGAGUGAAUUGUGUAAUUACGUAUACGUUAUAUUUAAUAUACGAUACCUUUGUAUAGUCUAAGAUUAUGAGUAUGUAUAAUUAUAAAAAUGCUCAAACACGAAUGUUCCACAAUGUGUAAAAUUUAGUAAUUAUACAGGGCAAUUACGGCAAUAUUAGUAUAAAAAAAAAAAUUAUUUCCUAUUAAAAAAGAAAUAUUAUAAAUAUAGGAGAUAUACAUUUAUUGUUUUGUUUCAAAUGUUUAUAAGAUAUUGGGUAGUAUGGCAAAGUUUAUUAUUAUUAUAUUAUUAUGAAAUAUAUAAUAAUUAGUUAUACACUAGUUUUAGGCUAAAGUUAAACUGAAAGUAAUUUUGGGGCCAGUAUUUUUGAAAUUACAUAGUAGAAAUAGAAAUAGAAUUAUUUAAAAAUAUCUAUAGUAGUGUUUAUUUCUCUCUGAAAAAAAUUGUAAGAAAUUAUAGAAAAAUAAUUAGUAAAAAUUAUGUAAUUAUUGAUCUCAAAUUGGGUAUUCCUUAUUUUUUUCCUGUUUAAUUUGUGAGUGUUGAUCUCAAAUGAAUUUACAAUAUACUUUUACUUAUUGUGGUAAAUUAACAAACUGUGUAUUUGUAAACUAACAAUAGAGUGAUAUUUUGACAUUCGUCAUAAUUUUAACUUAUCUUUCGUUUCGUGCGCAAUAUAUUAUAUUUUUAAUGAAGCUGUUAUAUUUUUCUGGUGAAUUAAUAAAAUUUAAUUAUAUCUUCGAUCUGAAAUUUCGUUUACUUCUUAGAUAACAAAAAGUUCAGUUUUUAUUUAUUUAUAAUUCUAUACAAAUAAUGAUUUUAAAAAGAGAAUUAAUACAAGUGAGAAGUGAAACUAAUAACAUCAGGAAUGAAAUAGUCUGCUUAUAUUAAGCAAGUUAACAUAGCGCUUAUGUUUACACCGCUAAUGGUUGAGAAAUAAAUUUUGCCUGCCCUGAUCUGAGAUUGUAGUGUAUUUUUCAUUUUAAACCAGUUGAUCUGACAGAUAUCCUUCAAAAAUAUUUGAUGUGGCAAUUGGGAACUAUUUAGAAAAAAAUAAGGGCUUUUAUAUUUUUAGGCAGUUUAUUUCUUAUUAAAAAUUUCGUAAGCACACAUUAUAUUUUAAUGUAAUAACUACCGGUUUAACUUACGUGUAAUUAGAUCAAGAAAGCUCGACUAGCUAGUAGAAGCGUGCAAUCAGGCUCGCGCUCGCAUCACAGCCGCUCAUGAAUAAGGAUCACGAAAUAAUCUCGAAACUAGUCGAGCUUUUUCGGUCUAAAUUUUGUUCUCGAAUUUUGCGCUUAGCAACACAUGUAACGGUUCAUUUUUAUUUUAAUGUAAAUUUAUGUACAAUUUGGUAUCUAUAAAAUACAACAAUAUUUAUCAAUAAGGAAAAUAAAAACAUGAAUUCUGAUUGAAAAAUAUCACUCAGCAAACAAAAGUAGUACUUAUGUCAUAAUGUAUUAUAUUAUACUUAAAUAACAGUAAUUACUUAUCUCGCAUUUUACCGGCCAGUAAAAGAAAAUGCAAUUUUAAUAUAGAUUCCUAAUUUUUUUAUUUCUUUUUUAUUGUAAUAAUAAGUUUAAUUUUUGUGAGGUGUUUGUCUAUAAUAAUAAAUAAAAAAUGUGUUAUAUAGUAGGUAUAUUGUAUAGAAAUUUUAUCCACUGUCUGAUUAUAAGUGUGGUCGCAAAAUGUGAUUUUUAUUAAUUAAAAAAAUAAUAUCAUUAUUUUUAUAUAUUGCAACAUAUGGUGCUGGUCAAGUGGUACUUUUAUAUAAAAAUAUACAUGUAUUUAAAAAAUAUUGUUUACGUUUCUAUUUAUUUAGAAAAUGUUUUUCUUUUAAAUUUUAAAAAUAUAAGUUUAGGGAUUGAAGGGCGCUGAAGAUUUGAGACGUCUCCUGUUUAAUUUAUUCAGUCAAAUUAUAAAAAAAGGAACGAUUUUACAUAUUUCCAUUGGGUAAAGUUGCUGAAUUAUGUUGAAGACGUAAUCAGAUAUUACCAAUCAUAAGAUGGUACCCUUUUAAAAUGAAUUAAUUAAAUGUCAACAUUGUUUAACCAUUAUAAAUUCAAUUACAAAUGGAUUUACCAUUUGUAAUAAAAAGACAUAUUUUUUAAGUCUGAAUGUCGCCCAGAUUCCAGACUCAUGAAACUUUAAAACGUCACAAUUGCUUAACAUUGUUAUCAGCCUUAACACUGUUUUAUGAACUAUAAUUUGAAAAAUUCUCAAUAGUUUUGUAUAUAUAAAUUUAUAUUCUUAUAUAAAUCGUUUAUAGUCACAUAUGUACCUACCUAUAUUUUAUGUUUAAUAAAAAUAA